Rotaria sp. Silwood2 is the source of this 426-nucleotide messenger RNA. The record is from the annotation of a GenBank genome assembly. NCBI's taxonomy places the organism in Eukaryota, Metazoa, Rotifera, Eurotatoria, Philodinida, Philodinidae.
AUGACUGAUUCAUCAAUAUUCAUUACAGUUGGUGUUGAAGGUUCAAUAACAAAUAACAAUUUUCAAUUUGUCUUAAAUGAUCAACAUGCUUUAUUGAUGUCUGAACUCUCGGAAGCGUUUCCAGGUGUCAUUGGUCUUAAAUAUCGUGAUGCAGAAUCCGACCCAUGGAAUUUAGUAGCCAACAAAGAUGCUGAUGAUAAUUUAAAACCGGACGAUUGGGAUACAUGGUAUUUCAAUAUGGUUUACGUGCCGCUUUAUCCAAUAUGUACGAUUUUAUUAUUUAAACAUGCACUAAAGCUUAAACGUUCGAGUUUUAUCUUUCGAGCUCAACCGGCCGUUGUCUCCAUAGCUCCAUCUGCUUUAGUUGAUGAAUCUCGUCAGGCUGCUUCAUGUGAUCGACUAUUUGUUUUUGAAAAAGGUUGGUGA